CACAGCCCAGACCUCUCCUCCUUCCGCCUCCGCCCGCCUCCUUCCUCCCGGGCAGUCAGAGCUCUGUUUGCCGGUUCCACAAAAUGAGCAGCCGCGGCGGAUUUUACCGGCAGGAGCUGAACAAGACGGUGUGGGAGGUGCCGGAGCGGUACCAGCAUCUCACCCCGGUGGGCUCCGGGGCCUACGGCUCUGUCUGUUCCGCAUAUGACACAAAGACGAGACAAAAGGUGGCAGUAAAGAAGCUUUCCAGACCCUUUCAGUCCCUUGUUCAUGCACGACGGACCUACAGAGAGCUGCGUUUGCUCAAGCACAUGAAACAUGAAAACGUCAUAGGACUACUGGAUGUCUUUACGCCAUCUACUUCAGUUGAAACUUUUAAUGAAGUGUAUCUAGUAACAAAUCUAAUGGGAGCAGACCUAAAUAACAUUGUGAAGUGCCAGAAGUUGACAGAUGAUCACAUCCAAUUCCUUAUAUAUCAGUUACUUCGGGGACUCAAGUACAUCCACUCGGCAGGAAUUAUCCACAGGGACUUGAAACCCAGCAAUUUAGCUGUAAAUGAAGAUUGUGAAUUAAGAAUUUUAGAUUUUGGGCUGGCAAGACAGACAGAUGAUGAAAUGACUGGAUAUGUAGCAACCAGAUGGUAUCGAGCGCCAGAGAUAAUGUUAAAUUGGAUGCACUACAACCAAACAGUUGACAUUUGGUCAGUUGGAUGCAUUAUGGCAGAGCUGUUGAAAGGCAAAGCUCUUUUUCCAGGAAACGACUAUAUUGACCAGUUGAAGAGGAUAAUGGAGGUUGUAGGCACACCUAAUUCUGAAUUUCUUAUGAAAAUUUCUUCUGAGCAUGCUAGGAGGUAUAUUGAAUCCUUGCCACACAUGCCGCAGCAGGAUCUGAAUGAGAUGUUUCGCGGUGCCAAUCCUCUAGCAAUUGAUCUGCUGAAACGGAUGCUGAUUUUAGACAGCGAUAAACGGAUCGCAGCUAUUGAAGCCCUUGCACAUCCUUACUUUGAGCAGUAUCAUGAUCCAGAAGAUGAGCCCGAGGCUGAGCCCUACGACGAAUCUACAGAGAAUAAGGAACGCACAGUUGAAGAAUGGAAAGAGAUUACUUACGAAGAAGUGGUUAGCUUUAAGCCACCUGAUAUUAAAAUGGAUAAUCUGGAAAUCGAACAGUAAAGAUUGCUUUUUCUCCUCCUCACAACGGACAAUUACAGUAUUGACUUUGGCUUUUGCAACAUAAAAGACUUCUGUUGACCAAAGACAAGAGGGUCCUGAAAAUACCAUCAUUGUAAGCUCAUGACUGCUGCUAUCACCUUACUGGAAAUAACUCUUCCAGUCUCUCGAUUUUUAAAUACUACACUCAAGCACAGUCGCAUGUAGUUUUUAUAAAUGUUAUGUUCCCUGGAUAUCUGCUGUACGAGUAUCAGUUCAGAUGAUAUCAUAUAUCUGUCCAACUCUUCCAGGCUCUUAUCAGAAUGCUCACAACUUGGUUUUAUUUAUUUUCAUUGAUAGCCAUCUGUAGGCCAGCAUUUGAACACUGAUCAAGGUCUAAUUUAUCUAGCUUCAUUGACAUGGUCUGACCACUAAGGGUACAAGUUCACCGAUUACCUGAUUAACGAGUGAAACCCUUGUGCGGUCACCUAAAUCAUUGUUUGCCGGCAGCAGAUAAUGCCGUCUAAACAUGCUCUGCUGCUGGCAAAUGAUGAUUCUGUAUUAGCGAUUGCUCCUCCUCAUACUGUGGAGGAGAUCUUCAUGAUGAGCAGGUGAUUGUAGGGAAAGACAUACAACCACACUUGCCAACAUUACUCUACAAUCUAGCUGUCAGCAUUACAGAUACUACAUCAUUACUAAUUUAGCAACUCCCCACCGCUCUACCACUUUGUGAUUGUUCUCAUAAAGAUGUGCACUACGACACAGUAAUAUUGGAUAUGGAAUGGGGUUACAUUUUAUGUUAUGAUGGGACAUUCAUUUAUGUAAACUGAUCAACGGGUAAUGUGUAGAAAAGGUGGAUUCACUUAUAGGAAUAUACAGUAUAUAGAAUCAUGUAUGUACUACUACUGGAAAAUGGCUGUACUCUUUUAGACACUCCGUCUAACUGUUCCCAAUGGUAACCUGCUUUUCUCUUCUGGGUUUUGCGGCUACCACUUUAUUCUCUGAAUAGUGAAUGUCACACUCACUAUGGGACAGAGUCUGUUCUUCUGUAUUUCCUUCCCAUCUCUAGUUAUGAUAGACUUCCCUGAGCACUGUAAUGUGUGGGUGUUGAGAGGUAGUUUUGACAUCCUGCGUAAACAGUGUGGGCGAACCUUAUUUAUAUGCAUUGCUAUAUUAUGAUACCGCUCGGCGUAUUACAGCAACAUAAAUAUUUCCCAUGAAUGUGAAAAUCUGCUUUUUAUUAGUGUGUGAUUUCUGCAUGUUACAAUGAAGUUUAUAAUGAUAUUAGAAGGGAAGCUUAAUGUAAAAUGAAUUCACUUAUCAGGGAAAAGUUUACUCCUUGAAUGGAGAGCAUUUUUGCCAGCUUCUAUAGCGGGUGCCUUCACCGGGUGGCUGGGCAGAGUCAUUCCUAUUAGUUCUCUUUAGCUGUUUGGGAGGCAAUGUGGAAUAAAGAAAUGUUGGUAAGCCUUGUAUUUGUCCUUCUGCCAAUAAAAUCGUUCUUUUAAUUA
Messenger RNA from Bufo gargarizans (Asiatic toad), 2653 nucleotides. It is a transcript of the gene MAPK11, whose product is annotated as mitogen-activated protein kinase 11. Gene Ontology annotation, biological process: intracellular signal transduction; protein phosphorylation. NCBI's taxonomy places the organism in Eukaryota, Metazoa, Chordata, Amphibia, Anura, Bufonidae. Gene Ontology annotation, cellular component: nucleus; cytoplasm. The record is from RefSeq and is a predicted model, not a curated record. Bases 84 to 1169 code for a protein of 361 amino acids. Gene Ontology annotation, molecular function: MAP kinase activity; ATP binding. The transcript is spliced from 12 exons.